Molecule: messenger RNA, 228 nt
Organism: Morchella sextelata
Lineage: Eukaryota; Fungi; Ascomycota; Pezizomycetes; Pezizales; Morchellaceae
Exons: 2
Coding region: 1-228 (75 amino acids)
Source: RefSeq, a predicted model, not a curated record
AUGCUCGACCGCCGAGAACUCUUCUCGCCCUCUUGCGGACGAUGGGUUUCAAACGAAAUUGCGCGUCGUGAAGUUGCGGAAGAGUUUUACAAACAGCUAUUCAAGGGCAGCGGCGGAGGUGAUCGCGGACAUGUCAGCCUUUCGUUUCAUCUUGCAGUCAAAAAGCCACGAGACAGAUCCCGGAAAGAGCCCAUCAAGUGGGCGUGUUAUAUUCAUACGGGCGCUUGA